AUGUCUUACCCCGACGAUACUGACUCUGAAAGCGAAUGGAAAGACUGCUGCUCAGUGAUUGAAGAGGAUACAGACGACCUACCAGGAUGGGACGAGCUACCAGAAUGGCUGCGGGUGAAACCGGGACGUCAAAUCUCUCCAGGAGCGAAACCCAGGUCUGAGGAUUUAGAACUCGUUCCUCCCCCGGAAGAGAAUUUUCCAAUGAUAGCGCCUACCAGCCCCAAACUAGAGCGGAGGAUAUCGUUCCUGCUCCACAAGGCUGGAAUCCGCUGUGCGCUCUGCGGAGAGACGGCGAUGAGCAUUUUCGGUGUGCCGAUCGCGGCGCAUCAUUCCGCCUGGGCUAUCCUACAAGCCGACCUUGCCCAGGCUGCAAAGGUGCUUCGAGAGACCGACUUCCCUGAGUGUCCGGCGGACAGACAACAAGGAGAAGAGAGAAGGAAAUGCGCCGUGCUGAGAGUGCCGAGAGCGCCGAAGGAGGAUGAGCUCUCCUUGAGCGAAUACCCCGCACCGGCGUACCACUUUCAUACGGACCAUCUCUACCCCCGUCAUCGGGAGGAUCCUAACCAGAGCCGCGAGGUUCUUCUGUACUCGAAGGAACUGCUCAUUGCCGACCAUUACCUAGAUCCCCCUACCGGGCCCGCUUCGUACCACCACGAUCCGGGACGUUGGUAUGUCGAGGAGGGGCGACGUAAUAGGGACCGGGACGCCAGAAUGUACGUGACCACGGACGACUCCGACCUCCCCGAAAUGAUGCUCGGCAGCUUGAACUAUCGGGGUCGACAGUCACCUAACCAAUACCCCGUCUAUAUGCUUGCACCUCACCACCAAGUUGAAAACCUAGCACGGCUGAUUAUCCGCGAUCGGUUCUCGGCAGUACGCAAUUGGUGGCUUCAGCAUCUCCUCUUGUGUUUGACUCCCCUAACUGGUGAUGGUGACGAGGAGGAAGAGGAGGGGCUACGUUCGGGGCCUCAUCUGCGUUUGUCUCAGAUUGAGUCGACCCCGAUCCGAAACUGGCUAGAGCAGAUAGCGUCUGAGGACGAUUUGUAUAACGAGUAUGACGCAAAAGGCCGCUGGAAUAUGAUUGGGUUUAGGAGGGUCUGUCUGGCGAUCGAGGGCAGGACCAAGUACCUCAUGCGCUUGGCAGAAGAGAAUAUGUCUGAUUUGUCUGAUAGUGACAUUUGGGCAGGGCUCUGGCUUUGGCUUGUCGCGAGUAUGGUUGGGAAAGGAGUUAGAGAGAGUCUCGAUGAUUUGUGA
Aspergillus japonicus CBS 114.51 is the source of this 1254-nucleotide messenger RNA. RefSeq lists its product as uncharacterized. The transcript has a single exon. The coding region runs from base 1 to 1254 and encodes 417 amino acids. The record is from RefSeq and is a predicted model, not a curated record. NCBI's taxonomy places the organism in Eukaryota, Fungi, Ascomycota, Eurotiomycetes, Eurotiales, Aspergillaceae.